ACCCUCAGUGGUCCUCACUCCGUCAGUCUCAAAGUGCUGCGCCUAUCGCGCCCUUCUCUCGCGACGCAGGAUCCCCUCCCACCGACCGCGUUCGGCGAUGGCCUGGACAUCUCACCUCAAGCCGGACUCGCCAACCCUUCUGCUCUGGACGCCGCGGAAGCUGGAGGCGCAGCAGGUCCAGGUGGCUCGUCUUUCUCGCUCACGCCGUUGCUGAUGCUGCCUGCUGCCUUUGGUGCGGCAUAUGUAGGAGAGAUGUUUGCGUGCACCCUGUGCGCGAACAACGAGUUGCCGCCCAUAGACGGAGAGGAUGUGCAAGGUCAUACAGGAAAGAGCGUGAGCGACGUGCAGAUCGUAGCGGCGUUACAAUCUUCAAGUCAUCAACAAGGCUUGACGCUCGCUCUGGAAGGAGAUUCGGACACGAAAGGAGAGGAGUUGGAGAGCGGUGCGACGAUCCAAAGGACGCUGCGGCAUGAGCUCAAAGAUGAGGGACCACAUGUGCUCGCAGUCACAGUCACGUAUACCGAGACGACCAGAACGGGUGCUGCGGCGGACAUCGCGCGUACCAGAACGUUUCGGAAACUCUACCAAUUCGUCUCGCAGCCGCUGAUCGCCGUGCGAUCCAAAGUCACCGAGCGCAGCAAAAGGACCUCGGAUGCGCCUGGGGCGCUGCGGUCAUGGAUCCUCGAAGCGCAACUCGAGAACGUGGGCGAGGCGACCGUGGUCAUGAAGAAAGUCUAUCUGAAAGAGAAGGAAGGCAUCACGAGCGAGGCGAUUGGGAGUUAUGGAGGAGAAGACGGCGACGAUGUGAAGGAGGCCGUCGUGCUGAAACCACAGGAUGUCGAACAGGUCAUGUUCCUGGUGAGCGAGAAGACGCAGCCUGCGGUCAGCGAGAUCACAACGCGACCUAUCCUCGCACAGUUGUCUGUGGAAUGGCAGAGCGUCAUGGGUGAGAAGGGCAGUCUGACGACGGGAUGGUUGGCUGGAAAA
Messenger RNA from Dissoconium aciculare CBS 342.82, 987 nucleotides. RefSeq lists its product as uncharacterized. Gene Ontology annotation, cellular component: TRAPPIII protein complex. The record is from RefSeq and is a predicted model, not a curated record. Lineage: Eukaryota; Fungi; Ascomycota; Dothideomycetes; Mycosphaerellales; Dissoconiaceae. The transcript has a single exon. The annotation marks the transcript as partial.